This is a messenger RNA of Brienomyrus brachyistius, 2934 nucleotides long. RefSeq names its product mitochondrial carnitine/acylcarnitine carrier protein. The transcript has 17 exons. Gene Ontology annotation, molecular function: O-acyl-L-carnitine transmembrane transporter activity. Gene Ontology annotation, cellular component: mitochondrial envelope. Bases 119 to 1915 code for a protein of 598 amino acids. Gene Ontology annotation, biological process: mitochondrial transport; carnitine transmembrane transport. NCBI's taxonomy places the organism in Eukaryota, Metazoa, Chordata, Actinopteri, Osteoglossiformes, Mormyridae. The record is from RefSeq and is a predicted model, not a curated record.
CCGGACAAUAAAGGAAGAUGCACACGAUGAUGUUACCCUGAAUUUAGUCCGACUAGAUAUCUAGGACAAAGGUGACCAGGGGUUUUGAGGAGGGGGGGUGCCAGCAAAGAUAGCAACGAUGUCUAAACAACCGCAACCGAUCAGCCCUUUAAAAAAUUUUUUCGCUGGCGGCUUCGGAGGCGUUUGUCUGGUGUUUGCUGGACACCCCCUUGAUACCAUAAAGGUGCGGCUGCAGACUCAACCCAAGCCCAGUCCAGGCCAGCUGCCACUGUACACUGGCACCUUCGACUGCUUCAGGAAGACCUUUGUCAAGGAGGGUGUGCGAGGACUGUACAAAGGCAUGGCGGCCCCCAUCAUCGGAGUCACACCCAUGUUUGCCGUCUGCUUCUUUGGCUUCGGAUUGGGCAAGAAACUGCAGCAGAAACACCCUAACGACGUGCUGACGUACCCGCAGCUCUUUGCAGCAGGAAUGCUGUCGGGGGUCUUCACUACUGCCAUCAUGGCUCCCGGGGAGAGGAUCAAGUGUCUCUUGCAGAUUCAGGCUUCAUCGGGAGAAAUUAAGUAUGCUGGGCCCAUGGACUGUGUGAAGCAGCUGUACCGGGAGAGUGGAAUCCGGGGCGUUUACAAAGGCACCGCACUAACUCUCAUGAGGGAUGUGCCGGCCAGCGGGAUGUACUUCAUGACCUAUGAGUGGUUGAAGAACAUCUUGACACCAGAAGGCCGGAGGUCUGUUAUCGAAAUACCAGCCGGCUUGACCGAGCUGCUGCAGGGCUACACUCUGGAGGUCCUCCGCCGGAGACCGUCCGAUUUGGUGGAGUUUGCCGUACAGUACUUCACCCGUCUACGGGAAAGCCGGAGCCAGGAUGGAGCCGGGUCUGGGGGCAAAGGGAUCAUCUUCGACGGAGAGCUCGUGCAGCCUGAGCCAAAUGGAGAUGAGGAUGGAGAUGACGAUGAUGAGGACUCGGACUUUGAACCGCCGCCUCCCAGUCAAUUCAACCGCCGGGUAUCAGUGUGUGCCGAAGCCUUUAACCCCGAUGAAGAGGAGGAGGACGCAGAGACCCGCGUCGUCCACCCCAAAACGGACGAGCAGCGCUCUCGACUGCAGGAGGCCUGCAGGGACAUCCUUCUGUUCAAAACCCUAGACACGGAACAGUUUGCCGAAGUGCUGGACGCCAUGUUUGAAGUCCUGGUCCAGACCAAGGAGCACAUAAUCAAUCAGGGCGAUGAUGGAGACAACUUUUAUGUCAUAGAGAGGGGGGUGUACGACAUCGUCGUGCAAAAGGACGGCGUCGGCUGCUGUGUGGGAAAGUAUGACAACAAGGGCAGUUUCGGGGAGCUGGCGCUAAUGUACAACACUCCACGCGCCGCCACCAUCAUCGCCACCACUGAGGGAGCCCUAUGGGGGCUGGACCGGGCCACGUUCCGCAGACUGAUAGUGAAGAACAAUGCGAAAAAGAGGAGGAUGUACGAGACCUUCAUCGAGUCUGUUCCCCUGCUCUCAUCUUUGGAGGUGUCGGAGCGGAUGAAGCUUGUCGAUGUUUUAGGGGGGAAGGCGUUCCAGGAUGGGGAGCGGAUAAUCGCGCAGGGUGAGAAAGCUGACUGUUUCUACAUCGUGGAGUCGGGGGAGGUGAAGAUCAUGAUGAAGAGCAAAACUAAGGCAGACCAGCAGGACAACGCGGAGGUGGAGAUCGCACGCUGUCACAGGGGGCAGUAUUUCGGCGAGCUGGCCCUGGUCACCAACAAGCCCCGCGCUGCCUCUGUCUACGCUGUGGGGGGGGUCAAGUGUUUGAUUAUAGAUGUGCAGGCAUUUGAGCGUCUUCUGGGCUCCUGCAAGGAGAUCAUGCAGAGGAACAUUGCCUCCUACGAGGAGCAGUUGGUGGCGCUGUUUGGCUCCAGCGUGGACCUGCGGGACUGAGCGGCCCAUCUGUGCCCAUCAACAUGCUGCGAUUGCGCCUGCACUUGCACCCAGCUAUGCAGGCCUCCUCCCAUGUGCUCCUCCUGCGUACAUACACACAUUCAGUCCCAUGUGUGUAGUGAGACACGGAGAUACACACAUUCACACACACUCCCCGAUGUAUGCUAUCACUAUCACUCAGAAGCAUUAAAAGCGUGGAUGAAUCUGUAGCUUAGUACAUUCCGUGGGAAUAUCGGAGUAUAUAGAUCCUGUGCACUGACAUUGUAGCCCUUCGAGUCUGCCAAAGGGUGUGUGUGUGUGUGCGCGUGUGUGUGUGUGUUCAGCCAGUACGCUGCAGUAUUGAUGUGUGUGUUGUGUGGGUGUGACAGAUUCAACACUGGGAGAGACACAGAACUUUCCUAUCAGGGAUUUCCUCUGAAAUGUCCAUGCUCUGUAUUUUGUACCUGUCUUGAAAGAAUAGUGCCAUUAUAAGGUCACCAUUCAGACCAUGAUCCUGAUAACAGGACCCCUGCGGCAUUGUGCCACCCUUGACCAAUGUUGUGUUUUUGACCAUUUUUGGACCUGCUCUUGCCUAUUUUGUAGACAAUGUUAAAUUGUUAGAUGAUUUUUUUUUUUUAAUCCAACAAAACUUGCAUGAAUUUCACAGACACCGGUAUAACUGAAACUCUUCACAAGGACACAUGCAAAUGUUAUUUUUAAACUUUAAUGAAACUGAAUGUUUUACAUCUGUUUUAUCUUGAUGAACAAGCUUUGAUAUGGUCUUAUUCACAAGAAGGCGGAGUGUUUGCUUUUGGCAGUUGAGUUCCUCUUGUUUGUCCUGCAGCACUUGGGUUUCUUGUGUCCUGUAACUGAUAUUUGCGAACUUCGCACCUGUUGGUUGACGUAUUUGUUGAUACUAUUCUAUGUUUCUUUUGAAUGACUUAGAAAAACAUUUCAAAACAAAAUGUGGAGCUUAUUUCUCCUUGGUUUUAGUGCAAGUCUGCUCUUUGGAAGAAAAUAAAGCCAGCAUUUUGUUAAAA